Molecule: messenger RNA, 1473 nt
Organism: Paramecium sonneborni
Lineage: Eukaryota; Ciliophora; Oligohymenophorea; Peniculida; Parameciidae
Source: the annotation of a GenBank genome assembly
AUGUUAAGGUUGCCUUAAUCGAAUAAUUACAUAAUAGUAUUUGCACUACUAACUAUAUUAAUCUCUUCUUGUAAUGCAAGCAACCAUUUAAGAGGUCAUAUUGAAGGUAAUAAAAUUAUUUAAAAAUUUAGAGCAUGAAAAUAAGCAUUUAUAUUCUAGCCAUAAGAAAGGAAACCCUAUAACUGCUGUUAUAUUUGGAUUUCUAUGCAUUGCUGGAGCAUUUGCUAUGUUAUGGUACAAUGAAAGAAGGUUUCUAAUUAUUACAUAACAACUUUAGAUAAGCAAUAACAGAAUACAGAUUAGAAUAAGCAAAGAAAUAAUGUACAUCAGUUAACUCAGCUGAAAUAAAUCCUAAUACCAAUCAUUAAUUGAUUCACACUAAUGGUAUUAUCUGAUCUAAAUUAAUUUUAUAGGUGAAAGUAGAACCAAUGAUUUAGUUGUAGAUGCUGCAUUUGGUUUAUCUUUAAAAGAUUGUAUUAAACUAGUCAGAACUGUAGAAAUGUAUUAAUGGAUUCGUAGAUCAAGAGAAGAAAAUAAGAGAACUGUUUAUUAUUAUGUUUAAGAAUGGAGUACAAUAUUUCAUGAAGAUUGUGGAGAUGGGCACUUUAAUGAUAAAACAAAAUGGAUAGUUGAAUAAGAAACAUAAAUCAACUUAAAAGUUAGGAUCGGUGCUUAUUUAAUGAGUAAAUCUUUGGCAGAAUAAACUAAUCCAAAUGAAAGUAUUCCUAUGGCAAGCAAUAAUGCAUAAUCAGUAGCUAAUUUUUAUGGAUAUUAAAAAGGGUUUUAGAAUUAGUAUAUUAAUAUUAUAUUCUAGUGAAGCUAAUGGAUAAUAUAUAUAUUUCAAAUAAAAUAAUGGUACCAUCUCUAUGAAUGAUUUAAGAGUCUCAUUUAAUGCAGCCAAAACUGGUCCCACUACUGUUGUUUCUCAAUAAUAAAAUGAUACAUUUACACCUUUUAUUAUUCAUGAUAAAUUUGAAUCAACAUUAGCUAGAGAUGAAAACUUAGAAGAAAUGCAAUGCUCUUGUACUACUUGUUGUUGUCUUUGUUGCAAAUUAUGUAAAGCACUUGAAAAACCUUUAACUGAAAUUGAUUGGAUCUAUGAAACAAUCUUAACAUAAAAUUAAGUUUUUAAAAAAAAAGCAGAAGAAAAUGCCUGUAUUACUAUGGCAUAAAGAAUUGGCGGAUAUGUGUUAAUGGUAUAUCAUUUUUUUAUUUUUUUAGGGAAUCGGAUUUUGUUUAAUAUUCUCUCCUAUUUCAUGGUUAAUCUCAUGGUUCCCUUUGGUUGGAAACUUUUUAGCUACCAUCACAGGAUUUAUUUUCUUUUUAGUCAGUUUUAUUAUUUCUAUUCCAUUUUCACUUUUAACUAUUGCCUUCGCAUGGCUAUUUUAUCAUCCUAAAUAUGGAAUUGCAUUAAUUGCUCUUUCUGGAGUUAUUGGAGCAGGCAUCUAUUUUUACAUUAAAAGUUAGAGUUGA